This is a messenger RNA of Kockovaella imperatae, 1986 nucleotides long. Its product is annotated as serine dehydratase alpha chain-domain-containing protein. The record is from RefSeq and is a predicted model, not a curated record. Gene Ontology annotation, biological process: gluconeogenesis. NCBI's taxonomy places the organism in Eukaryota, Fungi, Basidiomycota, Tremellomycetes, Tremellales, Cuniculitremaceae. The coding region runs from base 1 to 1986 and encodes 661 amino acids. The transcript is spliced from 15 exons. Gene Ontology annotation, molecular function: 4 iron, 4 sulfur cluster binding; L-serine ammonia-lyase activity.
AUGGUUCAUCGAUUGGCAAGGUCCAUAAGCAGGAGCUCGCUCCAAUGUCAAACUACGGGCUCGCGACCGAGACUCUCUGAAGCUGCCAGGUGGCAGACCAUUCAGCGUCUGCAUGCCGCCCAGGGACAGGGUUCGAACCGAUUUGUUCGGUACCAAAGCAGCAGCACCACCAGCUCGACUCUGAUUCCUCUCGGUCUCCCUCCGCCCCCUCCGCCACCUCCGCCCGCUACGCCUCUCCCUCUGCACGCCGUCAUUAGCACCUUUGAUCUCUUCUCGAUAGGUAUAGGACCCAGCUCGAGUCAUACCGUUGGACCUAUGCGCGCCGCAAAGAUCUUUACACACUCACUCCCCGCCCACCUCAUACCUCACAUUCACUCGCUGAAAUGCUCAUUGCACGGAUCUCUCGCAGCGACAGGCAUGGGCCAUAUGACACCUCAUGCUGUUCUCCUUGGACUCAUGGGCGAAGAUCCAGAAAGUGUCGAUACGACACGGCUCGGUAAAGUCCUCGACGAAGUCAGGGCUGUCGGUGAAGUCGAUUUGGGUCUAGUACAAGGUCAAACGAAGCGUGUCAAGUUUAGUAUAGAGAAGGAUUUGACGUGGCAUCUUCAACCGUUACCUGCCCAUCCAAAUGGUCUCAGAUUCACAGUAUUCAAUGAAUCUGGCGAUAUGUUGGCGACAAACGAGUACUUCUCCGUUGGAGGUGGUUUCGUCGUCAACAAGGAAACCCAGACUGCUGAGAAUUUAUACUACAUGGACAUUCAUCCCAGCAAUGCCGAGCCUUCGAGAAGAGAUCAAACGCAUGGCCAGGCCGCCCCGUCACCUACAAGUCCACCACCAGCACCGCUGCCACUUCUCCUAGCGUCUCCUAAUGCCACUGACACCCCAGCUUCACCACAAGAGGUCGAUCCCGCUGUUCCAAUUGUCCCCGGUCAACCGCCGUAUCUCUUCGCUACUGCCGCUCAACUGCUCGAGAUCUGUCGAGAACAGAAUAUGACCAUAGCUCAGGUGGUAUGGGAGAACGAAAGGGCGUUCAGAACCGAAUCAGAAAUCAGGGAGAAUACGAUGAAGCUCUGGGACGUCAUGGAUGAAUGCAUCCGGAAUGGAGUAACGUCGACCGAAGAACAUCUCCCUGGAGGUCUCAAUGUCCGACGCAGAGCGCCGGGUCUGUACAAAAGAUUACAGAAAGGGUUCUACAGUUCACCUGAUAUGGAACCUCCUAUCCGUCGGCCGUCGUCCAACGAGAGGCAUGAAUCCAAUGCUGGAGUCAAGAAAUCAACAGACGGUUCUACAGCAUUAUCCCCUUUCAAGCGAAACGGACGAAUUGGCCGAAGGGAUCAUGCUGUUGCCCUUGUCCCGAAACGAACGACACCAGUGUUCCCUGGUAUCGAGUAUCUCAGCUGUAUGGCAAUUGCGGUCAACGAAGUCAAUGCUGCCGGCGGCCGGGUCGUAACCGCACCGACCAACGGAGCAGCAGGUGUCAUCCCAGCAACGUUGAAGUAUGUCACAGAGUUUAUUUCACAGGAUCCCGAACGAGACACAAUGACGUUUCUCCUCACUGCAUCAGCCAUUGGCAUGUUAUUCAAGCGAGGAGCCACAAUCUCAGCCGCUGAAGGAGGUUGCAUGGCAGAAGUAGGCGUAGCGUGUUCCAUGGCUGCGUCAGGGAUCGCCGCUUGCCUCGGAGCUGAGCCUGAAGUGGUACUGCAAGCGGCUGAAAUUGGUAUCGAACAUAAUCUCGGCUUGACGUGUGAUCCAUUAGGCGGGUUGGUCCAGAUACCCUGUAUAGAGCGUAAUUCGUUAGGCGCCGUCAAGGCCGUCACAGCUGCUCAAUUAGCAAUGGCAGGAGGCGGUCAACAUACUGUAUCUCUCGACGAUGCGAUCGAAGCUUGUCGAACCACAGCACAAGAUAUGCACGUACACUACAAAGAGACUUCGUUGGCUGGUCUCGCAACGACAGUCAAGAUCCCCUUGUCUUCGCCCGCGUGUUGA